AUUGUUGUCGAUAUACGUUCAGAUUGCGAAAAAUAUCUCGAGAGCUCCCUUGUCCUAGUGGGAGAGAUAGGAGGAAACGACUAUAACGACGCGUUCCUCCAAGGAAAAAGCGUCGAUGUCGUCCGAUUAUUCAUUCCCCGAGUUGUCAAAGAAAUAAUUUUUACGAUUAAUGAAUUGAUAAAACUCGGAGCAGUGACGCUGAUGGUAGCAGGGAAUUUCCCGAUCGGAUGUUCAGCAGCUUAUCUUACAUAUUUCCAAAGUUCCAACGAAAAAGAUUACGACCCGGAAACUGGUUGUCUUAAUUGGCUAAAUAAUUUUUCCCAGCACCAUAAUAAUCUGCUUCAAACGGAACUCGACCUCAUCCGAAACCAAAAUCCAAGUGUUAAUUUAAUCUACGCCGAUUAUUACAAUGCUGCAAUGCUCAUUUAUCGUUCCCCUAAAAAUCACGGUUUUACGGAAGGAGCACUUAGAGCUUGUUGCGGAGCGGGAGGGCCGUACAACGUAAAUUUGAAGGUACAAUGUGGGGGUAGCGGGUCCCACACGUGCAAAGACCCUUCUUCGUACGUGAGUUGGGACGGCGUGCAUUUGACGGAGGCAGCUUAUAGAUCCAUAGCCACCAGUUUACUACGAGGAUCUUUUACUGUUCCUCAACUUCAAUCUGUCUGCAAUUCGUUGUCCUCUAUAAAUACGGGUGCUAAUGCUAUUUUCGACAAUUAGUACGGCUCUUUCGACCCAUACACGGUGAUAAACACCGGGUUGUCUUCUAUAAAUACGGGUGCUAAUGCUGUUUCCGACAAUUAGUACGGCUCUUUCGACCCAUACACGGUGAUAAACACCGGGUUGUCUUCUAUAAAUACGGGUGCUAAUGCUGUUUCCGACAAUUAGUACGGCUCCUUCGACCCUAUACACGGUGAUAAACACCGAGUGGGUCUUUUACUGCCACUCGUAAUUUUUUGUAUAUAUAUAAAAUAAAUAAUUAAAUAUUACACGUGGCAGGACAAUUACAAACUUUGUGCUAGGCUUGAAAUAUGUAUUUUCCAUUUUUUUUUUUGUGAGAUUGUAUAUGAGUUGGGCUUCGACUGAAUCCACAGCCCAAAUCAACUGGGAUGCUGGGCUGCCCUUUUUUUUAU
Molecule: messenger RNA, 1130 nt
Organism: Erythranthe guttata (spotted monkey flower)
Lineage: Eukaryota; Viridiplantae; Streptophyta; Magnoliopsida; Lamiales; Phrymaceae
Source: RefSeq, a predicted model, not a curated record